AUAGAGAGGGGUAUCCAUACUGUCAGUUUUUUAUUUUACCGUUAUCGCCCCCGUUAUCGAAUUGUUCUAAUAUGAACUGAUCGACUGAAUUAUGCAUGAAUAAGGUGAUUUUAUAGUGGGCAUAGACUUUGUAUUGAAACUCACGUAAUUAAAUUUUGACGAAUCUUUCGAGACGAAUUUUAAGUGAUAAAAGGACUGGUUCAUUUAUUUAUGUAGCCUACAACUGAUUGCUACAAACUUCACAAGAAAACAUGCCGUAUAAAUAUAACAACAACGGACGAAGAAAUCGUGGUGGUCCGUACAAAACAACGCCCGCAACAGAUCUAACUAGAUGGCGUCUAACAAAUGUGGAAGGUCGACAGACGUGGUAUUAUAUUCCUGAUGGAGAAAAAGCCGAGAGAGAACAGACGAUGCUUGAACUAUAUUCUCUAGGACUUGAUACAAGUGAAUAUGCACCAGAUCUACCAAGACCAACUAAAGCUAGUCAGGCAUCAUAUAACGGAAUGAAAUUCUACAGUAAAUUACAAGCUGAAGACGGCCAUUGGGCUGGAGAUUAUGGUGGUCCACUUUUUCUUAUGCCAGGUUUAGUUAUAUGUUGUUAUAUAACAGGAAGUAAGUUUACUGAAGCUCAAACUCUAGAAAUGAUCCGUUAUUUACGAUCUGUACAAUGUCCUGACGGAGGCUGGGGACUACAUAUUGAAGGUCCACCAACAGUAUUUGGUUGUGCGUUAAACUAUGUAGUGAUGAGAUUACUGGGCGUGCCAUCCAGCGACCCAGAUUUAAUCAAAGCCAGACAGAUGCUCCAUUCUUUAGGUACAGCUAAAGGUAUUCCAUCCUGGGGCAAGUUUUGGUUGGCUAUAUUAAAUGUUUAUAGUUGGGAUGGUUUACAUUCUCUCUUUCCAGAAAUGUGGAUUUUACCUGACUGGAUACCUGUACAUCCGUCUAAAUUAUGGUGUCACUGUCGUCAAGUCUAUCUACCCAUGGCUUUCUGUUACGGUAAACGAUUUAAAGCUAAAGAAGAUGAACUGAUCUUAUCAUUACGUAAGGAACUAUAUACAGAAGAUUAUGAGAAUAUUGAUUGGCCAGCACAGAGAAACAAUUGUUCAUUGGCUGAUUUAUAUACUCCACACACCUGGUUUCUAGAUAUAGCAUAUUAUGUGUUGGAUAUAUAUGAGAAAUGUUAUAUAUCAUCAGUUAGAGAGAAAGCAUUAAAGAUGUGUUACGAUCAUAUCUGUGCUGAUGAUAAAUUUACUAAAGGUAUCAGUAUAGGACCGGUAUCCAAGGUAAUACAGAUGUUAGUUCGCUGGUUUAUUGAUGGUCCAGAUCAUCCAGACUUUAAAAUGCAUCAAGAUCGUGUUAAAGACUAUCUCUGGAUUGGUUUAGAUGGAAUGAAAAUGAAUGGUACGAAUGGUUCACAGUUAUGGGAUACAGCUUUUGUAGCACAGGCACUUUUAGAGGGUGGAGCAGAUACUAUGAAGGAAUUUUCUCACUGUUUGGACAAAACUCACGAAUUCCUGAAAGUGAGUCAGAUUCCUGAAAACCCACCUGAUUAUCAGAAAUAUUAUAGACAGAUGAAUAAGGGAGGAUUUCCAUUUAGUACAAGAGACUGUGGCUGGAUAGUCAGUGAUUGUACAGCAGAAGGGUUAAAGAGCGUAUUGUAUUUACAGGAGAGAUGUGAUUAUUUAUCACAACAAAUUCCUGCAGAAAAACUUUACCAAGCUGUAGAUGUGUUAUUAAGUAUGAAAUGUCAUGAUGGAGGAUUUGCUAGUUACGAAACAAAACGUGGUGGAGUUUUACUAGAAAAAUUAAACCCUUCAGAAGUAUUUGGUGAUAUUAUGAUUGAUUAUACGUAUGUAGAAUGUACGUCUGCUGUGAUGCAAUCAUUGAAACAUUUCAAGGACAAACAUCCUGAAUACAGAGCUGACGAAAUCAGACUUACACUCGAUGACGGUCUUCAUUAUAUUCAAAAUAAACAAAGACCUGAUGGAUCAUGGGAAGGUUCAUGGGGAGUGUGUUUUACGUAUGCAGCAUGGUUUGGUUUAGAAGCGUACGCUUGUAUGGGAUUCCGAUACGAUAAAAAUAAUGCUCCCCCUGCAGUAAAAGAAGCGUGUAAAUUUCUGGAGUUGAAACAGAAAGAAGAUGGUGGUUGGGGUGAGAAAUUUGAGUCAUGUGAACAAAGACAGUAUGUAGAGUGUGAACAAUCACAAAUAGUCAACACCUGCUGGGCUUUAUUAGGUCUUAUGUCUGUCAGAUAUCCACAUUUAGAAGUUUUAGAGAAAGGUAUAAAAUUAAUCAUGGAUAGACAAAUAUCAAAUGGAGAUUGGCCACAGGAGAAUAUUCCAGGUGUUUUUAAUAAAACAUGUGCUAUAAGUUAUACUAAUUAUAGAAAUAUAUUCCCCAUCUGGACACUCGGUCGAUUUACAAAACUUUAUCCACAGAGUUCUCUAGCUUCCUAAUCUACUACAUAACUUCAUGAUGUCAGAAAUUAUCUCAUGAUUGACAACUAAUUGUUCGGUCAUCCCCACGGGAUAGAAUCCAAUACGAUACCAAAUAAUUUCACCAAUAUAAUUAUGAUUGUUGAUGAAGAGCAGCCAAUCAUCAUCAUCAUCGACCAAUGAUCCAUGACACAUAGAAUAAUUUUUUUUAUAUACUUUAUUUUAUUAUUAACCAUUUGAACACCAAGUCCCAGAACUUAUUGUGACCUCAACUAUGGUUUCCUGGGACCAAGAUCUACAUCUAGAUGUUGAGCUGUAAGAUGUCCUUCAUCUGGAUGUUAACAAGUGAAUGAGAACCAACGGCUUGUAUUGGCAGAACUACAACUUCACAGCAAGAAAUCCGGAUGCUUGUGUUCAAAGGGUUAAAUUUAAAAGAUGACUUCCAAUUACAACAACUGAAUGCUGAACUUUUUCAAGAUUUACGGGACCAUUUAUAAGCAUCCUCAACGUGGUUGUUAUUGUAAAUUUCAGACACUUACAAAGAAAGACAACUUAGUAUAUGAACUAUGGAUGCAGACCACCAAAGAUUAUUCCCAUUGACUUUCUACCUCCUUAUAUUCAAGUGUGAAAAUUAGGAUACAAUGUUGACAAGAGCUUAAUUAAAGGAACCAUACCUAUUCAUUUGUGGAUUAAACUAGUUAAAUCUGUGGAAAUGAUUUUGCAAUUUUGGUGAUUGACAAUAGGUUCCUGAACUUCAUGCUAUUUACUAAGUGCCUGGUAAGCUGUCUACAUAUAAGUGCCAUUGUUAUAGUGUUAUAUAAUCAAAUUCUAUGUAAGAAACAUCAAAUCCAACCACCAACUCACACAGGAUUCUGGGGUUUUUUUAACCGCUCUGUCCAAACUUAGUGAAUUUAGUGCGAAAUUCAUGGACAUUUUUUAAAAUUAAUAUCCUGUAUCAGUGCUGUACAGUUUCUAUGAUGAUGAUUUAAUUGUUUUUAAUAAAUAUCCUAAUUCUAUCAUUCUUUGAGUUCUUGAAAUAGAAGGAAAUUAAGUUGACAGACUAAUAUACUGAGCGCCAUGGAAAACGCAUCACUAUUUUUUCCCAAAUAUUUUAUUACUAGGUGGUUUUGUAUGUAUAAUAUUAUGCAAUACUAUGAACUAUUGUUUCACACAAUGCUCCCAAACGCAAAAAAAAUCGGCCUGUGUUCACAAAAAAAAAUUGCACGAGAUGCACAUGAAAAACCCAAUAUUCACGUGCAGCAUUGUGUGUGAGCCCUUUAAAAGCAUGUUUUCAACUUAAUAUGCAGUACAUGAACUGUGAAACGUCAAUCUGUCGUAAUUUGUUGUUGUACGUGUGAAGGAAUCGAGCUAGAGAUGCCGAGACUUACUGAAAAUCAACGGAAUGAAGCCAUGGGAAUGUCCAGGGCUGGCAUGUCUACACGUGCUAUUGCCAGACACUUCAAUUGUCAUCAGUCCACUAUUGGAAGGUUGGUGGAACGUGUUUGAGUUACUGGAUCAACACGUGACCGUCAACGUCCUGGUCCACAACGCGUUACAACCCAGGCUCAAGACCGCUACAUCCGGGUCACUCAUCUGCGUGACAGAUUCCGCCCAGCGACUCGAACAGGUGCAGCAGUCGUCGGAAGACAAGGACCAGUAAGUGCCAACAUCGUAAGACGUCGUCUAAGAGAAGUAGGACUCCGUGCACGACGACCUUAUGUUGGAGCUAUCCUCAGGGAUCAUCACCGUCAGCGGCGUUUGAUAUGGGCUCAAGGACACCAGACAUGGAGAAGAGUAGACUGGCAAAGUGUGCUCUUCAGUGAUGAGAGUCGCUUUCAUCUUUAUCACGCUGAUGGCCGUCAACGUGUGUGGAGACGUCUUGGGGAACGUCUUGCAGACUGCUGCGUCUUCGAAACGAAUCGAUUGGGUGGGGAAGUGUAAUGGUGUGGGGAGGCUUCACAUUUCAUUACCGGACCGCCCUACACAUUUGCAGGGGUCGCGUUAAUGCUGUAGCCUACCGUGAUGAUGUCUUGCAACCAAUUGUUGUUCCAAUGUUUGGAGCGCACCCACAACUUCAGCACUUCCAACAGGAUAAUGCACGUACGCAUACUGCCCGUUUUAGUAUGGACUACCUGGCUGCUAACAACAUCAAUGUCUUGGACUGGCCAGCCAUGUCUCCGGACAUGGCACUGAUAGAACAUGUCUGGGAUGAGAUUGGACGCCGUCUGUAUCGGAGACCACAGAUGCACACCAUUGCUGCUUUAGAAGCUGCUCUUGUCCAAGAAUGGAACAAUUUGCCCCAGGCCUUCUUUCAAACAUUGGUAAAUUCCAUGCGACGUCGCUGCACAGCAUGCGUAAGAGCCCGUGGAGGAUACACGCGCUACUGACAUCUGUGUCGUACUUUUGGUUUUAACCCCUCUGACUUUGUACCGUUAAUUACAGAUUAAACAUCCAUAAGUGUACAAAUGUGUUGUUAUUGAUGUGUUCCCAUUUGAAUAUUGUUCACAAUAA
Molecule: messenger RNA, 4946 nt
Organism: Patella vulgata (common limpet)
Lineage: Eukaryota; Metazoa; Mollusca; Gastropoda; Patellidae
Product: lanosterol synthase
Exons: 18
Coding region: 252-2456 (734 amino acids)
Biological process (GO): triterpenoid biosynthetic process; cholesterol biosynthetic process
Cellular component (GO): lipid droplet
Molecular function (GO): lanosterol synthase activity
Source: RefSeq, a predicted model, not a curated record